Procambarus clarkii (red swamp crayfish) is the source of this 2116-nucleotide messenger RNA. RefSeq names its product putative ATP-dependent RNA helicase DDX56 (gene Ddx56). The record is from RefSeq and is a predicted model, not a curated record. Lineage: Eukaryota; Metazoa; Arthropoda; Malacostraca; Decapoda; Cambaridae. Gene Ontology annotation, molecular function: nucleic acid binding; ATP binding; RNA helicase activity.
AGCACAUGUUACCUCUCAUGAGUUUGUAAACAAACCCUCCAGCGGCUGUGUGUGCAGUUAUCGGGAGGACAAACCCUGGAUGCGAACUGCACCUGCUAUCAAGAAGAAGGGGCUGUGCAGUCUGUCUGUGUCUGUCUGACAGUGUCUGUCGAACAGUGUCUGUUUGGCGCCCAGUGUGGCAGUGUUUGCUGGGCCGGCUGUACCAUCAAAGAUGAGCGAGGAGAUGGAAGACGAGAAGACCAUACAAUUCCAUGAAAUGGGCCUGGACGACCGGAUAUUGGAGGCCAUAGCAAGAUUAGGAUGGAAGGAGCCAACCUUGAUUCAAGAGAAGGCUAUCCCAUAUAUUCUGGAAGGAAAGGAUGUGCUGGCCAGGGCUAGGACUGGAUCCGGCAAGACUGGAGCAUUUGUUAUUCCAGCUAUUCACAAGAUUCUUGAAGGAAAACAAAAGGCAACAGAACAGACUGUACAGGUCCUAAUUUUGGCACCAAGUAAGGAGUUGUGUAAACAAAUAAAAGAAAACAUUGGUCAGCUGACAGUUUCAUGUAAACGUGAGGUGCGAUUUGUUGAUGUUUCUCCUCAAGUUUCCCUGGAAGCUCAGCGUCCUCUCCUUGUGGAUAAACCGGACAUCGUCAUUGGAACACCCAUGAGGGUUUUGGCCCAUUUAUCUGCUGGCAACUUGAAGGUCAAGGAAUCCCUCAAGUUUCUGGUGGUUGACGAAGCUGAUCUUAUGUUUGCUUAUGAUCACCUAGAGGAUAUCCAGGCAGUGUUAAAGCAGUUACCAAAGAUUUACCAGUCAUUUGUGACUAGUGCUACGAUGUGGGACGAUGUGAAAGAUCUCAAGAAACUGGUCAUGAAUAAGCCUGUAGUUUUGAGACUUGAGGAGCCUCCAUUGCCAACCACUACUCAGCUUACGCAAUAUGUCAUUAAGUUGGAGAAGAUUGACAAGGUUAUCCUGAUCAAUGUUCUGUUUCGCCUGAAUAUGAUUCGCGGAAAGACAAUCAUCUUCGUUAACAAUGUUGAUACGGGCUAUAAGCUAAGGAUGUACUUAGGACAGUUUGGAAUCAGCUCUUGUGUACUCAACUCUGAAAUGCCAGUAGCCUCAAGGUGUCAUAUAGUAGAGCAGUUCAACAAUGGCAAAUACGAUAUUAUUAUUGCCUCGGAUGAACAGAUGCUGAAAGCCCAAACAAAUAAAAAGAAUGCAGAAAAUAAAAGCAAAAGGAAGAAAGACAAAGAAUCUGGCAUUGCCCGUGGUAUAGACUUCCAGUUUGUUUCCAACAUUAUCAACUUCGAUUUUCCCCGUGAUGUUGAUGGCUAUAUUCACCGUGUUGGACGAACUGCUCGAGGAAACAAUCAGGGCACAGCUUUAUCUCUGGUUUCUGUUAACGAAAUGGAAAUAUUCAAGGAAGUAGAGGCCAAGUUGAAGGAACUGAUGCCUGGGUCUGAUUCUGUGUUUAAGGACUUUAAAUUUGAUACAAAACAGCUUGAUGGUUUCAGAUAUCGUGCUCUUGAUGCUUGGAAACGUUGCACUUCAAUCGCUAUCCGAGAAACGAGGAAAAAGGAACUUAAACAGGAGUUGCUCAAUUCCAAUAAACUAAAAAGUUUUUUCGAGGAUAACCCAGGAGACCUUAAAGUUCUUCGACAUGACAAAUCAAAACAUGGGCUUACUCCUAUGACUCACCUGAAGCAUGUGCCUGAGUAUAACAUUCCUGUUAAACUGCGGAAUGUGUCGAGGGUUGUCAACAGGAGGAAAAUUAACAAGAAAGCUCCGAAAGCUGAUAUGGACAAGGGCAAAUUCAAACGAACUACAAAAACCCAGCAAAAAUACAUGAAAAGAAAAGCUGACCCUUUGCAGAGCAUGGAGUUUUCUGGAUUCAAGAAGCAGAAAACCUGAUUGUCAGUAACAUAAGUUAGCUGUUUGUUGAUUGAGAUAUUUUCAAUCUAGUAUCAUAAAAUUGUUUAUUAUAUAGUGCAUUUCUUGUCAUGAUUUGUUGAGGAUGUUAAUGGUGCAUGGUGAGAGGAGAGUGAUCCUUUCCCAGGCACAGUGAGGCAAGGAAUUCUUCCUGGCAUUUGUGUCACUUUAUCUGCACUUUAAAAUUCAAUAAAUAUGUUGAAUUUA